This is a messenger RNA of Colletotrichum siamense, 690 nucleotides long. RefSeq lists its product as uncharacterized. The transcript is spliced from 3 exons. Bases 1 to 690 code for a protein of 229 amino acids. NCBI's taxonomy places the organism in Eukaryota, Fungi, Ascomycota, Sordariomycetes, Glomerellales, Glomerellaceae. The record is from RefSeq and is a predicted model, not a curated record.
AUGGCCCCCAAGACCCUCCUCCUCGCCCUCGGCGCCGCCAACCUGGCCGCCGCGCAUUUCGGCCUCGCCUACCCCUCCUGGAGAGCCGACACCCUCAAGGGCACGAACGAGACGGGAUAUUCGCAGUGGUUGUACCCAUGCGCCGGCGUCCCCUACGGCACCGGCAACGUCACCGACUGGCCCCUAGACGGCGGCUCCCUCGAGCUCGACCUGCACCACGACUGGACCUACGUCUUCAUCAACCUCGGCAUCGAGGCCGACGGCAACGUGACCACGCACAACAUCACGCUGACCCCGCAGUUCUGGAACGCCACCGGCAGCGGCGUGCUCUGCGUCGAGAAGCUCAACCUCACGACGCCCGCGAAGGAGGGGCAGAAGGGGAGUAUCCAGGUGGUGACGGUGGGCGACGCCGGGGCUGGCCUUUACAACUGCGCCGACAUCCGGUUUACUGCCAACGCGACCACGCUCCCCUCGGACCAGUGCAAGACGGAGGGCGUGGAGGUGUACACCGUCAAGGAGCAGAGCGCCAACGGCACCGUCGAGGAGGGCAGCGGCAGCGGGAACAGCAGCGGCAACUCGACCUCGGGCGGCGGCGGCAGCAGUGGCGCAGCGGGACGUAGUUCUCACGCGGUUGCGCUCACGUCCAUCGUCGGUCUGAGCAUGGCCUUCGUCUUUGGGAUGAGUCUGUGA